GAUGGCGGAAUCGUUAUUUAUUUCCUAAUUAUACUUUACAUGUUUUUGGCCGCGUCCAUCGUGUGCGAUGAUUACUUCCUUCCGUCUCUAGAGAUCAUCACGGAAUGCCUUGGCCUCUCUCAGGAUGUUGCUGGAGCAACUUUUAUGGCUGCUGGAAGCUCUGCUCCAGAGCUUGUCACUGCUUUUCUAGGAGUCUUCGUGACAAAAGGAGACAUCGGCGUCAGCACCAUCCUUGGAUCGGCCAUCUACAAUCUUCUGGGGAUCUGUGCAGCAUGCGGGCUGCUCUCUAGCGUGGUUUCCAGGCUAUCCUGUUGGCCGCUGUUUAGAGACUGCCUGGCAUAUACCAUUAGUGCAGCGGCGGUCCUUGCGAUGAUAUCUGACAGCAGAAUUUACUGGUAUGAAAGUGCUUCCUUAUUAUUAAUAUAUGGGUGUUAUAUUCUGGUACUAUGUUUUGACAUUAAAAUCAACCGGUGCCUCAUGAAAAAGCUCAGUCCCUGCUGCUCGUGUUUUACAAAAGCCACGGAACAGAGCGGUGAGCAGCAGCCAUUAGCUGGAUGGAGGGAAGAGAGAGGGCCUCUAAUUCGUCCACAGUCAAGAACUGAUAGUGGAAUUUUUCAAGAUGAGCUGGACUAUUCUCAGCUUUCAACAAGCUUACAUGGGCUCGAUGAGAUCUCUGAAGAUCAUCCAAGCGUCUUCACCAUGCCUGAAGAAGAUAUGAAGAGAAUUCUGUGGGUGUUAUCCCUCCCUAUUAUUACGCUGCUCUAUUUGACUACACCAGAUUGCAGAAGGCGGUUUUGGAGGAAUUGGUUCAUGGUAACAUUUUUCAUGUCAGCAGCAUGGAUUUCUGCAAUCACUUACGUCCUUGUGUGGAUGAUAACAGUAGCAGGUGAAACACUGGGAAUUCCAGAGUCAGUAAUGGGUCUCACAUUACUGGCAGCAGGAACAAGUGUACCAGAUACAGUUGCAAGUGUGCUGGUGGCUCGAAAAGGAAACGGAGACAUGGCUAUGUCUAACAUUGUGGGAUCCAACGUAUUUGAUAUGCUAUGUCUGGGAAUACCCUGGUUUAUAAAAACUGCCUUCAUAAAUACAUCCGAACCCAUAGAAGUGAACAGCAGUGGUCUGACCUACACAGCCACUUCUCUCAUCUGUUCAGUUGUUUUUAUUUUUCUGGCAAUUCACCUGAAUGGCUGGAAAAUAGAUAAAAAAUUGGGAGCAAUUUGUCUUAUACUCUACUUAGCAUUUACUGUAUUAUCAAUUUUAUACGAACUUGGCAUCAUAGGGAACAAUCCUACAAGGGUCUGUGGUAACUAG
Messenger RNA from Centrocercus urophasianus (Greater sage-grouse), 1311 nucleotides. It is a transcript of the gene SLC24A5, whose product is annotated as solute carrier family 24 member 5. Gene Ontology annotation, molecular function: calcium channel activity; calcium, potassium:sodium antiporter activity. Gene Ontology annotation, biological process: intracellular calcium ion homeostasis; melanocyte differentiation; calcium ion transmembrane transport. NCBI's taxonomy places the organism in Eukaryota, Metazoa, Chordata, Aves, Galliformes, Phasianidae. Gene Ontology annotation, cellular component: membrane. The coding region runs from base 40 to 1311 and encodes 423 amino acids. The record is from RefSeq and is a predicted model, not a curated record. The transcript has 8 exons.